Messenger RNA from Globicephala melas (long-finned pilot whale), 7558 nucleotides. It is a transcript of the gene BTBD8, whose product is annotated as BTB domain containing 8. Lineage: Eukaryota; Metazoa; Chordata; Mammalia; Artiodactyla; Delphinidae. The record is from RefSeq and is a predicted model, not a curated record. Gene Ontology annotation, molecular function: protein binding.
UUCGGCAGCCAUAAGGGACCGUCAACAAAGAGACGAGAGGCGUCAGCAUUUUCCUUUAGGGGGCGGAUUCGGGUAGGAGCAGAGCUUUCGGUAUGAAACGCCCGUUUCUUCCAGAGGCGGGGAAGUGAGACCCUGUACUGGGCCUGCGGGGCGCCGCCGUACCUUUGUGGAACAUGGCCCGCCGUGGGGAGGAUAGCGUGGCCCCCGUGGUACUUCUGGAGUCCCCUGGAGUUUCCAGUAAGGGCUUGCAAAGGAAGGGGCCCAGUGAGCGGCGCCGGCUGAAGGCGAUGGUGUCGGAGCAGCUCAGCCAGGAUCUGCUCAGGCUUCUAAGAGAAGAAGUCCAUACAGAUGUUACUUUCUCAAUAGGUUGUACUUUGUUCAAAGCACACAAAGCAGUCCUUUUAGCAAGGGUUCCUGAUUUCUAUUUUCAUACUGUUGGACAUACAAAUAACUUAACAAAUCAUGAACCUGUUGCUGUGGAGAACUUUGAAGCUUCAGAAUUUAGAAUAUUUUUACAGACUGUAUACUCAUCAAACAGAAACAUAAAAAACUAUGAAGAGGAAAUUCUCAGGAAAAAGAUAGUGGAGAGUGGAGUACCACAAAAGAAAUGUGACUUCAGUGUUGGAAAGUGUACUGACAAUGAUGGAAGGUCAUCUGUAGGUAAAAGGUCAUCUGAUCAUUCUUUUAUGAAGCAUGAAAUUCCAGAAGAUAACAAUAAAGAGGACAUUCCAGAAGAUAACAGCAAGGAGGACAAUUUAAUUUCCACUGUCUUGUUUUUCUCUUUUAAAGAUAUUUAUGACUUGGAACCUGCAUCUGAAUUAGGAGAAGAUUUAUUGAAGCUUUAUGUGAAACAGUGUUGCCCAGAUAUUGAUAUUUAUGUUGAUGGAAAAAGUUUUAAAGCUCACAGAGCCAUUUUAAGUGCAAGAUCUAGUUAUUUUGCUGCGAUGCUGAGUGGCUGUUGGGCUGAAAGCUCCCAAGAGUACAUUACUCUUCAAGGGAUAAGCCAUGUAGAAAUGAAUGUUUUGAUACAUUUUAUAUAUGGAGGAACUUUGGACUUUCCAGACAAAGCUAAUGUUGGGCACAUACUCAAUAUGGCUGAUAUGUAUGGACUAGAAGGAUUAAAAGAAGUAGCAAUCUAUAUUUUAAGAAGAGAUUACUGUAAUUUCUUUCAAAAGCCUGUUCCCAGAAGGUUGGCAUCUAUAUUAGAAUGCCUGAUUAUUGCUCAUUCAGUUGGAGUGGAAAGUCUUUUUGCUGACUGCAUGAAGUGGAUUGUAAAGCAUUUUGCAAGGUUUUGGUCUGAGAGAAGCUUUGCAAAUGUACCUCCUGAGAUUCAGAAAAGUUGUCUUAAUAUGUUGAUUCAGUCUUUAAAUGAUAAGAAUGCUGCUUUUCUUCUGAUGGAAAGUGACAGGCUAAUCAUCAGUUUACCCAGAGUGAAGUGGACAGAAGCAGCACUGACCAUGGCAUCUCAGCUUCAAGAAGAAUGUAUUGCAUUUAUUAUAGAAAACUUCUCCAAGAUCAUUCAAAGUGAAAAUUUUGCUCUCCUCUUACAGUCACAAGCAAUGAGUAGCACAUCUGAUCUGCUGGACAAAAUUUUAAAAGCAAUUGAAGAAAACAUUACCACGGAGAAUAGUUGCUCUCUUCUUACAGCUCUGGACACGUUACUGAACUCUGACAGUACAAAGGAAAUGGGUUUUACGUGCAAGAUCCAGGCUCUGCGUGAUAAGCUGUGGAUCUUCCUGGUUCAGUCUUUCUAUGCUGUUCGUCACACAGAAAGCUGGAAGCUGAUGAGCACAGAUGAUCAACAGAAAAUCCAAGCAGCUGCAUUUGACAAAGGUGAUGACCGAAGACUUGGCAAAAAGCCUAUAUUCAGCAGCUCUCAGCAAAGGAGACAAGUUUCUGACCCUGGUGCUAUAAAAAACAAAUCUUGGAGAGAAAGUAACAAGAAAGAGUAUUGGAGUUGUCCCUCUACGAAUCAAAAGAUGAAAUCUGAUGGAUUAGGAGCGUCUGGACAUUCAUCAAGUACUAAUAGAAAUUCUAUAAAUAAAACUUUGAAGCAUGAUGAUUUAAAGGAAAAGGAUGGUACAAAAACCGCAUCCAAGAGUACAAAAGAAUUAAAAACUGUGGGAAAAAAUGUUUCUGGAAAGCCCAAACCUAUAAUAAAGCCCAAAACAGAAAACGGUGAUAAUGCAAAGUCAGCAAACAUGUCACCUAGACAAGUUGUGGAAAGAUCAGCAGCAGCAGCAGCAAAUGGACAGAAAAAUUCAGUAAAUGGAAAAGGAGUGAGAAAUCAGGAAGGUCAAAUUACAGGUGCCAGACCCAAGGUACUCACUGGGAACUUAAACGUGCAUGCCAAAGCAAAGCCUUUGAAGAAAGUGACAGGCAAAGAUUCUCCAUGCCUCAGGAUUUCAGGGCCCUCCAGCAGAUCUACAAAUUCAAGUAUGGAAUUACUGACUUCCACUGACUGUCUGGAUGAACCAAAAGAAAAUGGGUCAAUAAAAGAGAAGCCUUCUGGUCAUAAAUUUUCCCUUUGUGACUCUCCAGGACAGACUGUGAAAAACAGUGUAGAAAGUAUCAAAACUUCCACUGUAGCAGUAAAAUCUCGACCUGUUUCAAAAGUUACCAAUGGAACUUCCAAUAAAAAAAGCAUUCAUGAACAAGAAACUAAUAUAAAUAACAGUGUGCUAAAGAAGGUCACCAGCAAAGGAUACAGUGAUCCAGUACCACAGGCAAUUUUAAAGAAAAGAGGAAAUGGCAAUGGAUGUGGUACAGCUCAGCAGAGGACAAAGAAUGCCACAGUUAAUCUUGCUAAAACUCAAGGAUCCCAAGGAGAGUCACCACAUUCAGUAAAAUCUUCAGGGUCUUCAAGGCAGUCUGAUGAAAAUGUGACAAAAUUGGACCACAGUGUGACUACAGAUAAACAAACACCUAAGAGAAAAACUGUCAAGCAAGGACAAACAACAUUGCCUAAGAUUAGUGCAAAAAUAGUAGCAAUGCCUAAAAACCUAAAUCAAUCUAAGAAAGGUGAAACUUUGAAUAAUAAGGAUUCAAAACAGAAAACACUUCCUGGACAGGUUAUAUUGAAGACUCAGCCUUCUUCUCUGAGACCUUUAAAAAGUGAACCAUCUGUUGUCCAAAAAAGUGUGCUUCGUGAUGUAUGUGAUAAUAAUAACAAAGGCAAUGUUUCUGAACAGAAGCCUCAUGAACCUCUAAUUAAUCUCACAGCCGAAAUCAGUGAUACAGAAGCAUGUCAGUCACCAUGCAUACUUGACCCACAAAAGCCAUUAAACAAUCAAGAAAAAGAGAAGUUGGUGUUAGAAUGCCAAAAUAUUUCAAAUCUAGAUAAAUUAAUAAAACAUGAACUGGAAUCAAAACAGAUUUGUUCAGAUAAAAGUGAAACAAAUUUUUCUGGUCACAAAAAAACAGAUCAAUGCAACACAGUUAAAAUACAUUGUCAUUCUGAUGAGAGUGAUAAUGUAGAUCCAGAAUUUUAUAGCACCACUGCUCUAAAAUCCAUGAUUUCAAAUCCAAAUGAAAACUCUUUGAACUCUAAUCCAGUUUGUGACCUAGAUUCAACAAAUGUAGAGCAAGUCCAUUCAGUGUCAGAUAGGGAGAAGCAAGCAGGGAGAAAAGAUACAAACAAAAAAUUAAACAUUAAAUGUGUGGAAGAUGUUUUACCUUGUGUUCCUGAACAGACAAAUGGUACCUUAAAUUCUGGUCAAGAUGACAGAAAAUCUAGAAUUCAUGUGGAAGAACAGACAGUUCCCCAUCAGUUUUCUGAUGACUCUGCCAUGAAUGGAGACAAACAUGCUACAGUAGACUCAAAUACUUCCUCCAAGUGUUUUUUGGAACAAAUACCAGGGAAAAAUUCUCCUAAAGACAUGGAAACAACAGAAACUCCAGAGAGCCAUGAAACUCCAGAAGCUCCAUUCAUGAGUCACUGGAAUUUGAGUACCAGUGUUCUGCAUCAGAGAGAGAGUCCUGAAUCUGACAGUGGCAGUGCUACAACAUCCUCUGAUGACAUAAAGCCUAGAUCUGAAGACUAUGAUGCUGGAGGGUCUCAGGAUGAUGAUGGGUCAAAUGACAGGGGUAUUUCUAAAUGUGGCACUAUGCUGUGCCAUGAUUUUCUUGGAAGAAGUAGCAGUGACACCAGUACUCCUGAAGAAUUAAAAAUAUAUGAUAGUAACUUAAGAAUUGAAGUGAAAAUGAAAAAGCAAAGUAGUAAUGAUCUUUUCCAAGUUAAUUCGACAAGUGAUGAUGAGAUUCCUAGGAAAAGGCCAGAAAUUUGGUCUCGAUCUACAAGAGUCCACCCUAGGGAAAAAGAAAAUAUUCCACGAGGCAGUAUCCAGUUUGCUCAGGAAGUAGAUCAGGUUUCUUCCUCAGCAGAUGAAACAGAAGAUGAAAGGUCUGAAGCUGAAAAUGUUGCAGAAAAUUUCUCUACAUCUAACCCAGCUCUUCAGCAGUUUCAGGGAAUAAUUAAUUUAGCUUUUGAAGAUGCAACUGAAAAUGAAAGUCACGAGUUUCGUGCAACUAAAAAUUUUAAAAGGUCAGUUUUACUUUCGGUAGAUGAAUGUGAAGAACUAGGAUCUGAUGAAGGGGAAGUCCAUGCUCCCUUUCAGCCUUCUGUAGAUUCGCCUUCACCUUCUGAUGUUUUUGAUGGUGUUUCUCAUGAACAUCACGGAAGGGUCUGCUACUCCAGAUACUCACAAGGAAGUAAAGGUAGUAUUUUAGAAUGUAGACAAGAGAAAGCCAAUAGUGUAUAUAAAAACAAAAGCUCUCCCUUGGGUCUUAGUAGCAUUGACUCUUCAAGAAAAGAUAAACAGAGUGCUUCAGCCACAGAAAAAAAGAGCACAACAGAUGUCCUGUCCAGAGGAGGCAGACAGCUUCCUCCAGAAGAUAAAAAAGUAAACAGUGGAAGCAAUGUGGUUAAUGACUUUCAGCCACGCAGCAAACUUUCAGAUAGUGAUAUAAAAUCUCAAGAAAGACCAUGUCAUCUGGAACUUCAUCAAAGAGACCCCAAUUCUGACAUACCAAAGAACAGCUCUACAAAAUCUCUGGACUCUUAUUGGAGUCAAGUUCUGCCUCCAGAAGGUCAAGUGAAAGAGAGCCAUUCUGCAGCUACCAAGAAAGCUAAUAUUGCUUUAUCUGCAGGAGACAUAGAUGAUUGUGACACAGUGGCACAAAACUACAUGUAUGACCAUCGGCCUUCAAAAACCCUCUCUCCAAUAUAUGAAAUGGAUGUAACAGAAGCAUUUGAGCAGAAAAUGGAAUCAGAAACACAUGUUACAGACAUGGAUUUUGAAGAUGAGCAACACUUUGCAAAACAAGAUUGGACGCUAUUAAAGCAACUGCUCUCUGAAGAGGAUUCAAACUUAAAUAUUACAAAUUCUAUUCCUGAAGACUUAAAUUUAGCACAGUAUCUAAUCAAUCAGACACUACUUUUAGCACGAGACAGCUCAAAACCUCAGGGUAAAGCACAUGUUGACACUUUAAACAGAUGGAGUGAACUAACAUCUCCAUUCGAUGAUUCCUCAGCAAGCAUCACCAUGGCUAGUUUUUCCUCUGAGGAUUGUUCACCCCAAGGGGAAUGGACAAUUCUGGAACUAGAAACUCAGCAUUAAGAGUAUUAACACUUUGGAAAAUGUUAAACUAUGCCACCGCUUUAUUUUUUUGAUGCUUAUAUUAUAUCCAAGUGAUAAUUGCAUUAGCCUAUUAGACUAUCCUUAAUAUUGAGGAAGUCUUUCCAAUUUACUGAAGUAAACAUAGUUUGUUUAUUAAUAUAUCACAUGUAGAAAAAAGUGUUUUUCUAAAAAUCUUGAGCAUGUUUUCUAUAAUUAUUAGAGAAAUUAGAAGACUUGUAAGGAAACCCUUGCUUUAGUUUUCCUUUCCUAACUGAUCAUUCAUUUACUUGUUUAUCAUUCAAUAAUUUAAAAUGUGAAUGCACAAGUAGAACAGUCCCUUUACUUUUUGCUCUGCAUAUGGUAACCAUAAUUUAACAAUAAAAAAACUUAUUGUGCUUGUGUCAAUUUAUGUAGAGUUAAUUUGUAACAUUCAAACGCAGGUUGGUAUGGUUGAGGCUGAUAGCUUAAUAUUAGAAAAAACCUUCGCUUUCCCAACAAUUCACGUCCAGGAAAUUGUCAAGUAAAUGCAUCUCAAAUUUCACUGACAUUUUUGCUAAAACAGGAGAAGUGGAAUUUCCUGUAACUCUUUUUGGGAUAUAUCCGCGGAAAGGCAUCUGCCCUUGUUGAAAAAAAGUGGGAAAACUGUCCAUCUGUUUUAUCUAUAUAGACUUCCUUUAUAGUUAAUCACUCUCCAUUUUUCAUUCCAUGGUAGAGAUAUUUUUGAACUGCAUCUGCAGUAAUCCUGCACUAAAUAUUACCUUGAAAAUGGGUACGUGAGGCAAUUGAGUUAUAGAGUUAAAUUGGGUGCAUGUGUGUGCACAUACAUGUAUGUUUGCUUUUCUAUUUGUCUAUAUGCUCUAGUUCCUUAUUUCCUUGAUCAGAUUGUCUUUCAGUCUGUAAUUUUGGUAGAAAGGCAAAGAUAAACAUCUUUUUUACAAAAUUCUACUGGGGAGUGAACACUUGGUUACCUACUUGAUAUUGGUGGAUGUUACCCUUAGGGUGAUGGGAUUUAGUAGAAUUGGCACCUCUCAAAGCUUUGUAACUAACUAAUAAUUUCUCUAAAAUAGACCAGAAGGAAAUAUUUUGGCUUAGAAUUCCUUUUCUAAAUUAACAAAGUUUCGGGCAAUUCCCUGGCGGUCCAGUGGUUAAGACUCAGUGCUUUCACUGCUGUGGCCCAGGUUUAAUCCCUGGUCAGGGAACUAAGAUCCUGUAAACUGUGCAGCGCGGCCAAAAAUAAAAAUAAAAAAAUAAUAAAUUCACAAAGUUUUCAACAAAUGAUCAACAUUAGCGAGAACCUGUAACUAUAUUGAAUAUCAACAAUUAUAUUGAUGCACAAUCAUUUGGUAUUCUUAUAUAAUAACAUAUUAAUGUUAAUAUUAGCUACUAACCUGUUAUACCAUACCUUUUUUAACUAGAAGCUCUGCAAGGGACACUCAUUCAUUCAAACAGUCAAGAAACACAUUUGUUCUAGGCACUGAAGUGUGAAGAUAAAUAAGGUUUGAUUCCUGCCACCCAAAAGAGUUCAGUUUCUAAUGAGGAGGGAAAACCAUAUAAGAAAAAGGUCAAAAACAGUAUUAUAAGAACUUUGUGUCUUAAAGCUGGAUGGGAAUUUAGAGGUUAGUUUAAUCCCUUCAAAUUCCCAAGGAGGACUCUGAAGCCCAGAGGAAUUUUAAAAUUGCCCAGGGUCCCACACUGAUUUGUGAGUUAGAAUCCAGUAUUCCUUAAUUUCAGUUAGAUGUUAUCUCUACCACACAACACACUUCAUUUGACUUUUAUCAUAAAAUCUGAAAACAAAUUCAUUCAUAGAUAGUUUGUAGCAUAAAGAAAUAAUAUAUGAUAGAGUCAGAAACAGCACAGAUUUCCAAGACAGUGUGUUUUCUUUUUCUCCAAAUGUGAAAUUGUUUUGUUAUUUUUAAUAAACUACCUCAGAAGUUCACAAA